AUGCUGAACAGUCGAUUUGAAACGACCUACGUCGCACCAUCGCACGUCAUCAUACGUGACGUGAACACCGGUACCAAAACAAAUUUGGUGUCACAGAAGGGCUAUGCAAUCGAAAACCUCAAGAUGAUGGGAAAAGAUCGCUAUGUGAUCGCGUAUACAACAUCGUCGCUGAUCUUGGCCGACAAUGAAACAGGGCUCGCAUCAGAAAUCGACUGGCAAUCGGGUGGCAAUGAAAAAUUUUAUUUUGAAUUCCAACAUGUAUGCGUGAUUGUAAAUGUC
Cooperia oncophora is the source of this 279-nucleotide messenger RNA. NCBI's taxonomy places the organism in Eukaryota, Metazoa, Nematoda, Chromadorea, Rhabditida, Trichostrongylidae. The record is from the annotation of a GenBank genome assembly.